Misgurnus anguillicaudatus (oriental weatherfish) is the source of this 4681-nucleotide messenger RNA. RefSeq names its product diacylglycerol kinase, iota (gene dgki). Gene Ontology annotation, molecular function: ATP-dependent diacylglycerol kinase activity; protein binding. Lineage: Eukaryota; Metazoa; Chordata; Actinopteri; Cypriniformes; Cobitidae. The record is from RefSeq and is a predicted model, not a curated record. Gene Ontology annotation, biological process: phospholipase C-activating G protein-coupled receptor signaling pathway. Gene Ontology annotation, cellular component: glutamatergic synapse; plasma membrane.
GCGUGCGUGCGUGUGUUAGUAUCCAGUCGGAGACCCUCUGCCCUACUUUUACAGCCUGAUGCUUUUGCGCUCCAAGGAUGAGGAGGCAUAUCCCACAAUGCUCUUGUGGAUAGAAGCAGUUGUUGUUGUAGUCGCGUGUUCUACUGGAUAGAGUCGCGCAGACCCACGGCCCGUGGACCGACUGCGUGUGCGUGAUCGUGCGUGGAAGCCCUCCGCGAGACCGAUAGAUAGAUAGAUAGAUAGAUAGAUAGAUAGAUAGAUAGAUAGAUAGAUAGAUAGAUAGAUAGAUAGAUAGAUAGAUAGAUAGAUAGAUAGAUAGAUAGAUAGAUAUUUGUUAUGAGGUGCAUUGCAGGAGAUAUUGGACAGGACAUUUAAGAAUCGGACGAGAGAGGGGGGUCCACUCACUGCCGACCGGAGCAUGAUGGACCCCCUGAACGACACACGCGUGUCUCUGGCGGAGCGCAGCGGCACAGGAGCAGCCGGCGGGGAACCGGCGGACGAUCAGACGCGUGGCUGCGGGAGAAUCGCGGCGAUGAGCGGCAGCGAGAGUCUGCACAGCUUCGCCGACAUGGAGGACUCGCUGGAGGAUAAACUGAAAGGUCUGGCGUUCAGAAAACAGAUCUCGUACCGGAAAGCCAUCUCCAGGUCAGGACUGCAGCAUUUGGGUCCGGCCCAAAGCCCUUUCCCUGCUCUGAGCAAUGGACCGGUCAAAGAGCUUCGCACAACGGUGGAUUGGAGCGAAAACGCAGUGAACGGUGAUCACCUAUGGCUGGAGACAAACUGCUCCGGAGACCUCUGCUACCUGGGCGAGGAGACGUGCGUGGUCAAGAUUGCAAAGUCGGCACCCCGCAGGAAGUGUGCAGUGUGUAAGAUCGUGGUCCACACAGCUUGUAUCGAGGAGCUUGAGAAGAUCAAUUUCCGAUGUAAACCCACAUUUAGAGAGGGCGGCUCUCGAAGCUUUAGAGAUCAGAACGUUCUGAGACAUCACUGGGUCCACCGACGGCGACAGGAGGGGAAGUGUCGACAGUGCGGCAAAAGUUUUCCACAGAAGUUCUUCUACAGUAAGGAGAUCGUGGCGAUCAGCUGCUCCUGGUGCAAACAGGCAUUCCACAACAAGGUCACAUGCUUCAUGCUCCAUCAGAUCGAGGAGCCGUGCUCGCUGGGAGCUCAUGCAGGAGUCAUCGUCCCCCCAUCCUGGAUUAUUAAAGUCAGGAAACCGCAGAGCUCCUUUAAAAACUCCACACGAAGGAAAAAAUGGACGUCCUUCAAAAGAAGAACCAGCAGAAAGGGCACUGAUGAAUCGAAAUGGCGUCCAUUCAUGUUGAAACCGUUGCCCUCUCCUCUUAUGAAACCAGUGCUGGUUUUCGUCAACCCUAAAAGUGGAGGAAACCAGGGGACAAAACUGCUGCAGAUGUUCAUGUGGGUUUUGAACCCUCGGCAGGUGUUUGAUCUGUCUCAGGGUGGACCCAGAGAAGCGUUAGAAUUAUACAGGAAAGUGCCAAAUCUUCGUAUCCUUGCCUGUGGAGGAGAUGGAACGGUGGGCUGGAUUCUGUCUGCCAUAGAUGAACUACAGAUGAACCCACAACCUCCUGUUGCUGUGCUUCCUCUUGGUACAGGAAAUGACCUCGCCAGGACGCUCAACUGGGGAGGGGGUUAUACCGAUGAGCCUGUAUCCAAGGUCUUGUGUCAGGUGGAGGAUGGCACUGUGGUCCAGUUAGAUCGCUGGAAUCUUCAGGUGGAGCGCUCAUCCGUUCAACCUGAGGAUGGCUCACAAAAGCUUCCUCUGAACGUGUUUAAUAACUACUUCAGCCUCGGUUUUGAUGCGCACGUCACAUUGGAGUUUCAUGAGUCCAGAGAAGCAAACCCGGAGAAAUUCAACAGUCGCUUCCGUAACAAGAUGUUCUAUGCAGGGGCGGCUUUCUCUGACUUUCUCCAGCGAAGCUCCAGAGACCUGUCCAAGCACGUCAGGGUGGUGUGUGAUGGUACAGAUCUCACGCCCAAGAUUCAGGAACUGAAGUUUCAGUGCAUCGUCUUCUUAAACAUACCCAGGUACUGCGCUGGUACCAUGCCAUGGGGAAACACGGGUGACCACAGAGACUUUGAGCCCCAGAGGCAUGAUGAUGGCUGUAUCGAGGUUAUCGGUUUCACAAUGGCUUCCCUGGCGGCGCUGCAGGUGGGCGGCCACGGUGAACGUCUGCAUCAGUGCAGAGAGGUCAUCCUCACCACCUUCAAGACGCUGCCCGUGCAAGUGGACGGCGAACCGUGCCGCCUCACGCCCUCCACCCUGCGCAUAUCUCUGAGAAAUCAGGCCAACAUGGUGCAGAAAAGCAAGAGGCGCACGUCUGUGCCGUUGCUAAAUGACAUUCAGAAAGUGCGCGCAGCCGAUCUGCGCCGUCUCUCUGCUCCCCCCGAUUCCUUCUCUGUCCCACACGCAGUCCCUGAGCGUCUGCGACUGCGCGUGAACCGCAUAAGCCUGCAGGAGUACGAGAACAUGCAGUUCGACAAGGAACGCCUUCGUGACAUUUCUACUCCUGUUGGCAUUGUGGUGGUGAGAGGAGACUGUGACCUGGAAACCUGUCGACUUUACAUUGACAGACUGCAGGAAGAUUUGCAUCAAGCGCCCUCUUCUGGCCACAGAGUGCAUUACCAGGACGAGAGCACGGGGUUGCCGCGGCCUAGUUCAACCCACAGGCUUUCACCAAACUGGAGUUUCCUAGACUCUACAUCAGCAGAUCGCUUUUAUCGCAUAGACAAGGCUCAGGAGCAUCUUCACUUUGUGACUGAAAUUUGUCAGGAUGAAGUUUUCAUCCUGGACCACGAGGCCCCAGCGGUGAGCCAGGUUCGGGUACCUGGAAUGCCAGAUGUGGUGGUGGAACGCAGCACCAGCUUUACCCUGACGCCAGAGGAACAAGCUCUACUAUCAGCUGCUAUGAAAGGAGACCUUACAACAGUGUCCAACUUCUAUGGCAGUGGGGUCAGUUUGUUAGCGCGGGACUCGAUGGGCUGCACGGCUUUGCACUUGGCAGCUCAGCACGGUCAUACUGAUGUUGUGAGUUUCAUUCUGGAACACGGUUCAAAACUGAUGUUGGAUUUAACCGAGAGGGAAACAGGCGACACUGCUCUACACAAAGCUGCUGCGCAGCAGCAUUAUGAGGUGUGCAGGCGCCUGCUGGACGCUGGUGCUUCCCUUAACAAAAACCUCCUGGGAAAAACUCCUAAGGAUUACGCCCUGGAUGCUGGGAACUCCGAAAUGGCAUCGCUUCUGGAGCGCCAGACGUCGGAUCAUCCCGUCAAACACGAGGAUCUCGAGACGGCAGUCUGAAUGGGCUUUACUGCACCCGGUGUUAGGAGUAUUUUUGCACCCACAGAUGGGGGCUGCUAGCGCUCUUCCUGGCAUUAGAGCACGCUCAUGCUCACAAAGAGAGAGAGAAAAGAGAGAGCGUGAGGAGGAUAGACAGAUAGAAAGAUGUGCGUGGAGAACGGCUCAGGUCAUUCCUCUUGAAGAAAGAAACGACUCAAGUUAACCGGAAAUGUCUAGCUGUUGUUUUCCACUAAUGUCACUGUGGAGUUUAGGAUGUUUUAAUAUUUUGGUUGGCUUUUUCCUAGCAUUUAUUUAUUGCUCUAUUUAUUGAACUAUUUAUUCAAAGAUGGAUUUUGGUUUUAUAAAACCUGUUUUUAGAGAAACAAGGUGUUUAAACAGCCAGAAAUGAUCGGCCGUGGACUUUCACGCGUCAUGUGUGCCAAAGAUGCACAUAACUGAGAAUGGUGUUACGCUGUAGAAAUCAUUCCCGUUUGUCCAGCAGGUCCUCUGGACAAAUCCUGCUUUUAAAGAAAGCUGCCGAAGUUUGAGUUUAUUAUUUUAGAGAUUAACGUUAAACUCAAAACCCUGUCAUUUCCCAAAAGCAUAACUACUUAACACAUUCUGUUCUUUUUGAGUUGUUUGUGUGCCGUUACAGUGGUGUGAUUGUGAAGUUAUCUUGGAAAAAAGUGAUUAAAAAAAGAUCUGAGCCAUAUUCAAUGCAAUAUGAAUGGAUGACAUUUGUGCAUUUAUCUAAUACAUUACAUUAAUGUUUCACGACAAGCAGAGGAACUACGGAUGGGAUGAGUGUGUGUGAAGGGUGUUGUUUACUGAUGGCAGCUUAGUUGUUUCUUUCAGAUGCCAAUUGCUGAUUAUAAUAAGACAAGUAAGAGUAUUUAAACAGUACAGAUUUAAGUGGAGUGUCGACAUUACAUAGUCCUGUAUCAUGUCUCAUCAUCAGUCACCAGAAAUUAUCAGACAUGCAUGAAAACGGCUGCCUGUAGGACCACGCUGAGAUCGUUGUAAUAUGAGUGAUCUGCUGUGAUAUUCUGUAUUAUCGGUUGAGAUUGUAAAAGCAUCAUUGUGCAUGGAUUUUUGUUACCUUUGGAUGUUUCUUACCCCUCAAGAAUUAUGUAACAAAAUGACAUUUUCUUUUUUAAGUCUUGAAUUAUAAAAACUGUUCAGUGGUUGUAUUUUGCUUUUUAUCUUUUUAAGAUGAAACUACUUGAAUGUUUUGGUUUAUUUUCUUCUUAAUUUCUAAAUAUCUGUUUUUUGAGUGUAUGAGGAUAAGCAGACUCUGGACAUAAGUACCUGUGACAGAUAUUAUGUUGCACGAUCUCAAAACUGGGAAUGUUUUCUCAUUAAACGGCAGUCAGAUGGAAA